Molecule: messenger RNA, 2541 nt
Organism: Saitoella complicata NRRL Y-17804
Lineage: Eukaryota; Fungi; Ascomycota; Saitoellomycetes; Saitoellales; Saitoellaceae
Exons: 2
Coding region: 1-2541 (846 amino acids)
Biological process (GO): protein processing
Cellular component (GO): trans-Golgi network; Golgi membrane
Molecular function (GO): serine-type endopeptidase activity
Source: RefSeq, a predicted model, not a curated record
AUGAGGUCGCUAACGUUACUGGCAUGCGUGUUGCCGUUGUUGAGUUAUACCACCGCCUUCAGGUAUGACGCAAGCAACACGCCGUUAUGGAAGAGGGAUUAUGAGGGGAGGGAAUACUAUGCGUUGCAGUUGUCGGAGGGGAUGAGGCCCGAGACAGUCGAGAGUGAGUAUGAUCUGAGGUUUGAGGGGCCGAUAGGUGCGUUGGAAGAUCAUUAUUUGUUCUCGACCUCGGAGUAUGAGCCGAUUGAGCGACGGGAUGAGCUGCAUACAUUGCGGAAGCGAAGGCUGGAGAAGCGAAGUACGGUGGAGCACGAUAUCCUCUGGAUGGAACGGCAAAAACCUGGAUCAAAACGCUUAGUGAAGCGAAGUCUGCCCGUUGAGGAAAGACAAACAUUCGAUUUGACAGGCUCUCCCAAAGAACGCUUCGAAAUCGUCAAACACGCCCUCGGCAUCCAAGACCCAAUCUUUAAAGACCAAUGGCAUAUUCUCAAUACCGUACAAGAGGGGCAUGACUUGAAUGUAACCGGGGUAUGGGCUCAAGGAAUUACCGGGCAUAACGUCACCACAGCCAUCGUCGACGACGGACUUGACUUCACCUCCCUCGACCUUGCAGACAGCUACUACGCAGCCGGUUCAUACGAUUUCAACGCUCACUCCCCCGACCCCCUCCCAAAACUCUCAGACGACCAACACGGAACCCGCUGCGCCGGCGAAAUCGCAGCCACGAAAAACGAUGUAUGUGGUGUGGGCCUCGCAUUCGACUCCAAAGUCGCCGGGUUACGGAUUUUGAGUGCGGUUAUUUCGGACGCAGACGAAGCGAUUGCGAUGAACUACGACUACCAAUAUAACGACAUUUACUCUUGCUCAUGGGGGCCGCCUGAUGACGGCCAAGCCAUGGACGCGCCCGGAAUCCUCAUCAAACGCGCAAUGGUCAACGGCGUUAACCGUGGCCGUAACGGACUUGGUUCAAUCUACGUCUUCGCAACGGGGAAUGGCGCAGCGAAUGGGGAUAACUGCAAUUUCGACGGCUACACGAAUUCGAUUUACUCGAUUACUGUUGGCGCUAUCGAUCGGAAGGGUCUUCACCCAUACUACUCGGAAGAAUGCUCUGCGCAACUCGUUGUGACGUACUCCUCCGGUUCGGGGGAUUACAUUCAUACAACCGACAUCGGCACGAACAAAUGCACGAACCACCACGGCGGGACAUCCGCUGCAGCGCCCCUUGGUGCGGGGGUGAUUGCGCUCGUGUUGAGUGUAAGGCCGGAUUUGGGGUGGAGGGAUGUGCAGUAUUUGGUUGUGGAGACAGCGGUACCGGUUAACGUUGAUGAUGAAGAUUGGGAGGUUACGGGGGCGGGGUAUUGGUAUAACCACAAAUAUGGCUACGGGAAGUUGGAUGCGUGGGCGAUUGUUGAGCGUGCGAAGGAGUGGGAGGUGGUUAAACCUCAGGCGUGGCAUAAUAUCUCUUAUGUCGAGGUUAAUGAGCCUAUCCCGAAUAACCAGGGUGCGCAGGGAGAGGCGGUGAGGAGUGUUGUCACGAUCACUAAGGAUGAUUUAAAGAAGAGUAAUUUGGAGAGGGUGGAGCAUAUCACUGUCACCGUCAACAUCGACCACCAGCGCCGUGGGGAUAUCAGUGUCGAUCUCGUGGGUCCGAGGGGACAUGUCUCCAAACUGGCCGUGGCGAGGCGGAAUGAUAAUAGUGCGGAGGGCAUCAGGGAUUGGACGUUCAUGACUGUGAAGCAUUGGGGCGAGUCGGGCGUGGGUGAUUGGACCCUCAUCGUCCGCGAUGAGAAAAACUCACAAUACUCAGGCAAGCUCUUGAAUUGGCGCAUGACACUCUGGGGUGAAUCCGUUGACCCCGCCCUCGCUGUUCCGCACCCGCUUCCUGGGACUGACGAUGACCAUCCGUUGCCGCCGGAUCCGGUGUUGCCGAGUACGACGGCGAGCGCGACGUACAGUCAGAGUGCGCACCCGAGACCGGUGAUUAGUAUUACGAAGGCGGAGAGUGGGCAUGCGGCGAGUGUGCAUAGUGCGCAGGUGAGUACCGUGCCGCAUCCGAAGGUGAAGCCGACCACGACGGCUACUGCCACUACCACUACCACUACCGGUGUGGCGGCCACGGCUACGCCGGUGCAGGAGGAUGAGAAGGUUAGUGACGAAACUACAUCCGCCACGGAGACCGCGACCACUGGCAAGACAUACGAAAUCAUGGGCAACGAAUACGGACUCAUCGUCAUCGUCGUCGUCUUCGUCAGCGUGGGUACAGCCCUCCUCGGUGCCGCCAUCGCAGCCGUAUACUUCUUCAUCCGCCGUCAACGACUUCGUGCCGCACAACGCGAGGACUACGAGUUUAAGGUAUUGCGAAACACGGGGGACGCGGAUGUGGAUGAGACGCCCGCGGAGGUGAAGAGGGGUGGGGUUGAGGGGGUGUUGUAUGAUGCGUUUGAUGCGAGGGAUAGUGAUGAGGAGAUUUUUGAUGCGUUGGGGGAGGUUAGUGAUGAUGACGAGGAAGAUGAGGAGAGACGGAGGUUGAAUAGGACUUGA